AGAGAGAGAGAGAGAGAGAGAGAGAGAGAUAGAGGAGCGGAAGGCAUUCCCAAACCAUUCACUACAGAUCGAGAAAAACCAUCAAGCUCACACGAUCCAUUUGCACUUAAGAAGAAUCUACUGUUUCCCCUCUUAAAGAUGGUGUUCAAUCUCCGAACCUUCAGUUUUGCCAAGUCCGUUGAAGACGAUCUAACACCUCCUAAAAGCUUCUCCAUAAAGGAGCUCCGAGUCGCGACAGACAACUUCAGCAGCAAGAACAUCGUGGGGGACGACUGGUACGGCACAGUUUACAGGGGCCGCUUGGCCGAUGGUUUGCUAGUGGCAGUAAAGAGAGCAAGCUCUGUCGAUUGGUUGAGGGAGGAGCACUUUGAAUCAGAAGUGCAAGUGGGAAGCGCGGUUUCGACACACCCAAACGUGCUAUGCUUAAGGGGCUUUCACAGGACCAAAAAAGAGCUCUUAUUGGUGUAUCCCUUGAUGAUUAACCAUAGCCUAUCUUACAAUCUUACAGAGAGGCAGGAUUGGUUUGCCCGACCUAUUGAUUGGACUACUCGCAAGCGAAUAGCCUUGGGAGCAGCGAGGGGGCUUGCCCACCUUCACAAUCAAGGUGACUUUAAGAUCAUGCAUCGCUACAUCUGUGCGUCAAGCAUACUGCUGAAUGUGGAUUUCGAGGCCGUGAUAGGACUUUUCCGUUUCCCCAAGAUCAUGCACGAGGGAAAUGCAGAAGAAGGGACUAUUGAGUGGAUAACGUGCAUGCCACCAAGGCACGGAGCCGGAGUUUCAUUCUCAUCUCCAGCAGAAGAAAAUUCAGCUGAUUCUGGCUUCGAUUCUCUAACCUAUCAUUGCUAUGAAGAUGUUUAUGUCAACACCCCCAUCACUGGCAAAUUUGGGUUUAUUGCCCCUGAGUACUUAUACACAGAAAAGUGCACACUGAAGAAUGAUGUCUUCGCAUUUGGGAGAAUGCUUCUCGAGAUAAUCUCGGGACAACUGAUUAACAACUUUCUCACUGAAGUACUCGGUGGGGAAGCUUUCUUGCCAGAGGAUGGGGUUAGAAAACUUAUGAAUGAAGACCAGUUGGGAAGGGUGAUGGAUCCCAAUUUGCAGGGGAACUACGCGGAAGAACAAGCAAAGCAACUACUCCGAUUGGCAUUGUUAUGUUCACACGAGGAUCCAUCUGUCCGACCAGAGAUGUCAGAAGUGGUUAGGAUGCUCGAAAGCCAGUUUCUUCAGCGGGACCCUAGUACAAGGAGUAGUUGGAGUCAAAGUGAGUGUGACUCAACUCCAUACCACUCUUUCCCUCCUUCUCCUUCUCCUCUGGGGUUUGCUCCAUGA
Messenger RNA from Eucalyptus grandis, 1329 nucleotides. RefSeq names its product BRASSINOSTEROID INSENSITIVE 1-associated receptor kinase 1-like. The record is from RefSeq and is a predicted model, not a curated record. NCBI's taxonomy places the organism in Eukaryota, Viridiplantae, Streptophyta, Magnoliopsida, Myrtales, Myrtaceae. The coding region runs from base 139 to 1329 and encodes 396 amino acids. The transcript has a single exon. Gene Ontology annotation, biological process: protein phosphorylation. Gene Ontology annotation, molecular function: protein kinase activity; ATP binding.